AUGUCCAGUUCCUUAAAUUCCUUAAGUAAAAAUUUUUACUUACGUAUAGGAAUAAGAGUGAAAGAAUUCCAAGCCAUUAAAAAAGAGACAAUCAGCAAGUUAAAGGAAUUACGAAAUGAGAUUCAAGAAGAAGAGCGACGCCAUAACAUUGGUAAAAUAGUUUACUCGGCUACUGGGAUCAUUGCAGGUGGAUUGUCAAUCGCUGGCGUAGCCCUUUCUCCAUUUACAUUUGGAGCAUCACUUGCAUUGUCAAUAGCAGGGGUAGCAACUGGUGCAAGUUCGGGAAUUGCAAAUGUUAGCCAUGGCAUUGCUGCACAUGUUAUUAUACGAAAAAAAAGUGAUGAAGCUGAUAAGCUAUAUAUCAAACUCAAAACAAUUCUGGGUGUGAUCAUAGAUAUCAUAGAAGAGGCAUUUUUUGGGAUAACCACUACAAUCAAGCUCGGUAGAAUAGCAUAUAAAAUUGCUGAUAUGUCUAAAAGUUCCGUUGCUUUACAUGCGUUUAGAAUGUCCGAUGCAAUUGAAAAUGCUGCAACCAGUGCUACAUCGAGUUCUUCUAAAAUCUUCGGUGGAGUCUUUGCUGGAAUAGGCGUAGUCUUGGAAAUUAAAAACCUUUGCCAGAGUAGCUAUAAUUUGCACACAAAUGCUCUGCAUGAGAAAGUGGAAGCACUUGAUCUCCUCAUUGCAAACCUAGAGUCCAAAUCAACAUAUCGUAUAGUGGAGGAACUGUUAAUAGAAAACAAAGAAAUUUGCAUAACUUCUAGACAAGAUUUGAAGCUCGUCUUUGACCAAUGUGACAUAGAAACAUAA
Molecule: messenger RNA, 807 nt
Organism: Saccostrea echinata
Lineage: Eukaryota; Metazoa; Mollusca; Bivalvia; Ostreida; Ostreidae
Product: apolipoprotein L3-like
Exons: 1
Coding region: 1-807 (268 amino acids)
Biological process (GO): lipoprotein metabolic process; lipid transport
Cellular component (GO): membrane; extracellular region
Molecular function (GO): lipid binding
Source: RefSeq, a predicted model, not a curated record